Molecule: messenger RNA, 3378 nt
Organism: Acomys russatus (golden spiny mouse)
Lineage: Eukaryota; Metazoa; Chordata; Mammalia; Rodentia; Muridae
Gene: Slain2
Product: SLAIN motif family member 2
Exons: 9
Coding region: 277-2103 (608 amino acids)
Biological process (GO): cytoplasmic microtubule organization; positive regulation of microtubule polymerization; microtubule nucleation
Cellular component (GO): microtubule plus-end
Source: RefSeq, a predicted model, not a curated record
CGGCAGGGGGCGGAGGGACGGAGGGAAGAUGGCGGCUGAGGCCGGAUAUUGGCGCCGCCUCCCCCAGUCGCGGAGCCGGCGCAGAUGAGGCGGCUUGGCUGGGGCCAGCGGCGCUUCGCAACCCGAGCCGGGGGGACCCUGGCGGUGGGGCCUGGCCCUGCUCUAUGCCGGCGCCUCGGCUAGUGUGAGCCGCGGCGGUAACGCCUCUCUCCCCCCCCAACCCCCCACCCGCGCUUCCCCUGCGGCUUGGGAGUCGGAGCGGGCGGCGCGGCCGGCAUGGAGGACGUUAACUCCAAUGUGAACGCGGACCAGGAGGUGCGGAAGCUGCAGGAGCUGGUGAAGAAGCUGGAGAAGCAGAACGAGCAGCUCAGGAGCCGCUCGGGAGCCGUGCAGGGCGCAGGCCAACUCGGGCCCGGCAGCCCCGCUCGGAUCGGUGUGUCCACCCCUUGCUCGGGCGCGGCGUCCCCUCGGGGCUUCCCGCUGGGCCUGGGAGCCAAGGCCGGCGGCGGGGCGGGCUCGGGCCCGCGGCGGAGCAGCAGCGAGGACCUGCGGGACGCCACCUCGUUGCUGGCGGCAGGCGAGGGCGGCUUGCUGGACGAGGUCGAGCCGCUGCGGCCCGACGAGCUGGAGCGACUGUCAGGCUGGGAGGAGGAAGAGGAGAGCUGGUUGUACUCAUCACCAAAGAAAAAACUCACACCAAUGCAGAAAUCUGUUAGUCCAUUAGUUUGGUGCAGGCAAGUUUUGGAUUACCCAAGUCCUGAUGUGGAGUGUGCUAAAAAGUCCCUUAUCCACAAACUUGAUCAAACUAUGUCAGCUCUCAAGAGGCAAAAUUUAUACAAUAAUCCUUUCAACUCUGUGAGUUAUUCAAGUCCUUAUAGUCCAAAUGCCAGUAGCCCUUACAGCAGCGGCUUCAACUCUCCAUCCUCAACACCAGUGCGACCCCCCAUAGUCAAGCAGCUAAUACUUCCUGGAAAUUCAGGUAACUUCAAAAGUUCAUCAGACAGAAACCCUCCACUCAGCCCUCAGUCCUCUGUAGAUAGUGAGUUAAGUGCUUCCGAAUUAGAUGAAGACUCCAUUGGAUCCAACUAUAAGCUAAAUGAUGUAACUGAUGUGCAGAUUCUAGCCCGGAUGCAGGAAGAAAGUCUCCGGCAAGAGUAUGCAGCCACCACCUCUCGACGCAGUUCUGGCUCAUCAUGCAAUUCUACAAGGCGAGGCACUUUUAGUGAUCAGGAACUGGAUGCACAGAGCUUGGAUGAUGAAGAGGAUAGUAUGCAUCAUGCAGUUUACCCUGCCGUUAGCAGGUUUUCUCCAUCACCACGGAAUUCACCCCGACCGUCUCCUAAGCAGUCACCUCGAAACUCACCUCGUUCACGCUCUCCUGCCCGGGGAAUAGAGUAUAGCCGAGUGUCCCCACAGCCCAUGAUUAGCCGUUUGCAGCAGCCUCGCCUUUCCCUCCAAGGCCAUCCCACAGAUUUACAGACAAGCAAUGUCAAAAAUGAAGAAAAACUUAGACGCAGUCUUCCAAACCUCUCCCGAACAUCGAACACGCAGGUUGACUCAGUGAAAAGCAGCAGAAGUGACUCUAAUUUUCAAGUGCCAAAUGGAGGAAUACCUCGAAUGCAGCCUCAGGCUUCAGCCACAGCUUCUCAAAGGCUGAAAAGUUUGCCUCGUUCUUCCCUCAAAGCCAAACAGUUGCUUCCACCUUCAUCUACAAAAAGAGUACCUUCUCCAGGCAAGUUCCGCUCCCCUGCAGCACCAUCUCCAUUGGCUCUUCGUCAACCAGUGAAAGCAUUUAGUAACCAUGGCUCUGGUUCUGGUAGCCAAGAAACUACACAGUUCACACAAACCACCUCCUCGCCUGGGCCUCCCGUGGUGCAGAACACAGUCCCAGCAAACCCGUCCAGCAAUAUCAACAGCGCCACUCUAACCAGACCUGCAGGGACAACCGCGAUGAGGAGUGGCCUGCCCCGGCCGAGCGCCCCUUCUGCAGGGGGCAUACCAGUGCCUCGUAGCAAGCUUGCACAGCCUGUUCGCAGAUCAUUGCCAGCUCCUAAGACCUAUGGUAGCAUGAAAGAUGACAGUUGGAAAGAUGGCUGCUACUGACCAGCAGAGACGAGGAUGCAGAGGUCCACAGCUUCAUGGAUACCCCUCACCGAGCUGAAACCAACUUUUAUAUGCAGAAUCUUCAGAUGAUACUCUUGGGGGUUAUAAACUCCAGCCUCUCUGUCUUAACUAGCACAAACUUGACAGAGACAGCGAAGCAGCACUUUAGUACCACGUGACAUCAGUUAUGUUUGGUGAUCAUGCAAUCGCUCCACGGAGUCACUCUUAGUUUUGUUCACUAGAAACACGGUUCAUGUUUUGUUGACAGAGGCCAAUAUCUGGGCAAAUACCUAAUGGAUGCCAAAGAGAAAUGCCCAUUUGUAAAGAGAGAACCUUUCUACAUGGGAAGAUGGGGAAUUCAGGCUAUCCAAAACCUCAACCUACUUUACUGUACAAGUAGUAUCAAUAAAUAUUGUGUUAAGAAGAACUAAUAUUCUGACUAAUUAAAUUGUUGUAUUAGUCCUUCAGGAUACAGUAAUUAUAAAGAUUGGGAGGAAGGAAGGAAGAACCUCAGCUAAAGAGCUAAAACAUGCUACCUGUGUGGGAGAAAGUUUUGUAAGUUGCUUUUGCAACUUGGGAAAAUUAUCAUUCUUUUAAAUCUUAUGUUUUAGAGAUAGCUCACAUAUAGCCACGUCCAGAUGGUAUCACAGGGCACGCCUUGCAUCAACAUCCCAGACUCGCGUGUGCUUGUUUUGAUUGCCAAAAGGGCUUACUAUCAGUUACACAAUCCUUCUAAACUGUAUGUUCCUGGCUCAGGAAAGAUGGCCUUUGCUAUUGAAGCCAGCUUACUCACUUGCUGUUUUCUGUCACAGAACUAAACCAUUACCAGGUUCCUUUGAUGUAAAGAACAGUUACAUGUAUCUUUGUUCUUGAUAAAAUAACACCUCAGAACUUACAACCUGGAAUAAAACCAUACCGCAAGAGGAAGGGAAAUCUAUGCACCUAACUACAAAAAUCUCUGGUGAUGACAGUUGUGUUGUUGCUCUUACAUGGCAUAACGGUCUGUUAUGUGGUAGUCAGUCCACUUGAAACUGAAUAACUGUAUGAAGUACCUUUUUAAAAUACUGUCCCUUUUGACUUAAGAUUCUGCCUUACAUCAAUGUUUGCAUUGUUUGCUAUCAAACCAUCUGACUAUAAUUUGCUAAGUAUUUGCUUUCAAAUGGCAUAUGUGUAUAUAUAUUCCCUUGAAAUCAGCUGUUUAGGUUUUAUUGGAUUAUUACCAAACUAUAAUUCCAGCUGACUUCUCAGUUUUGAUAAUGAGGUCUAUUUUUUUUU